Messenger RNA from Ruditapes philippinarum (Manila clam), 3575 nucleotides. RefSeq names its product MAM and LDL-receptor class A domain-containing protein 1-like. Gene Ontology annotation, cellular component: membrane. The record is from RefSeq and is a predicted model, not a curated record. NCBI's taxonomy places the organism in Eukaryota, Metazoa, Mollusca, Bivalvia, Venerida, Veneridae.
UUCAACCACCAACAGCAGCCACAUCAGCAAUGCAAACAACUUACUAUCCAUCAACUGGAUCCACUACCCCACCCACAGUGCCCCCAUCUAGACUGGACUGUACAUUUGAGAGAGAUUUCUGUCAGUGGGCACAAUCUAAAGAUGAUAAAUUUGACUGGACAAGGGCCACUGGUCCUACUUCAUCAGGACAGACAGGACCUUCAGUAGAUCACACACUUGGAACAGCUCAAGGUCAUUAUGCUUUCAUUGAGACAUCAAGUCCAAGACGACUUAAUGAUACUGCUAGACUUAACAGUCCAUUAAUUCCUCCACGUGCCAACGCUCAAUGCCUGAGAUUCUGGUACCACAUGUAUGGACCCGAUGUCAACACACUAAAUGUAUAUGCCAAAUUUGGGAGACAGAUUGGAACUCCAGUCUGGAGCCAUACUGGAACUAUUAACAAUCAGUGGCAUUUCCAAACUGUUGAUAUAACAAGCACACAAGGAGCUUCCUUCCAGAUAGUGUUUGAGGGAGUAAGAGGGACAAGUUACCGUGGUGAUAUAGCCAUUGAUGACAUUUCAUUCUCCACUCAACCAUGUCAACAAGCACCUGGAGCUAAGUGUGACUUUGAGCUUGGUCUAUGUGGUUACACUCAGGUUAAGACUGAUGUAUUUGAUUGGUCAAGAUCUGUCGGGGGCACCUCGUCUUCUGGAACAGGACCUCGCAAUGACCAUACAUAUGGUACCAAUAGAGGUCAUUACAUGUAUAUUGAAGCAAGUUCACCUCGUCGUAGAGGAGACACAGCACAACUUCUCUCCCCUAGUUACUCUUUAUCUAGAGGAGGCUGUCUAAACUUCUGGUACAAUAUGAAUGGUGCAAGUAUGGGAACACUAAAUGUAAUUCUUAGACAGGGAACAAGACCACAACGAAUCUGGACCAAAACUGGACACCAGGGAAUUGCCUGGCAACUGGCACAAGUUACAAUUCCACAAAGUUCUAACUAUACAUUAAUGUUUGAGGGCAUUGUAGGCACUGGUUACCAGAGUGAUAUGGCAAUUGAUGAUAUUUCUAUUAAUAAGUGGAGGAUGUUACAUUACCAGAUACCACCAACAAGUGUAAAUGUAUGGAAGUAUAUAUUUAUCGAGGCAAGUGCUCCUCGAGUAAAGGGAGAUACAGCACGUGUUACAACCCAGCAGUUUAAUCCAACAACUGGUAGUUGUAUGAACUUCUGGUACCACAUGUAUGGUUCUGGUAUUGGUCAGCUGUCAGUAUGUCUGGUUACAGGCACAACAAACCAGACAUUGUGGAGGCUUACCGGCGGCAGUCAAGUACAAACCUGGCAAAAUGGUCAAAUUGGAAUUAAAAGUAGCAAACCGUACAGGGUUGUAAUAGAAGGUGUUAGAGGAAGCUCAUAUCUUAGUGAUUUGGCAAUAGAUGAUAUCUCAUUUACAGGGUCUUCUUGUUCAAUUAACAUGGUUAUAUUCCAAGCUCUACGAGGAAUCAGUUACCGGGGUGACAUUGCUCUAGAUGAUAUCAGAAUGUCUUUAGGAGCUUGCAAACAAGCAGCUAUGACUUGUGACUUUGAGCAGAGCUCAAUUUGCAACUACGUACAGGACCAAUCUGACACACCCAACUUUGACUGGACUUGGAAAUCUGGUGGUACUGGCUCAGCCAGUACAGGACCACCUUCUGAUCACACUACCGGAACCCGAACUGGACAUUAUAUCUACAUUGAAACAUCAGCACCAAGGCAACCAAAUGACACUGCUAGAAUUUCUACACCAAACUACACACCACAGAGUUCUGCCCCUGUGUGUGUCAAGUUUUGGACACAUAUGUUUGGAGUUGAUGUCAACACACUGAAUGUAUAUCUUGUUAACAGUCAACAGCCCUCUAAGAGAAACCUAAUAUGGACACGUUCACUAAACCAGGGUAAUGCAUGGAGACAAGCAGCUGUCACUGCUAACCCUAGUGGUCAAUACAAGAUUGUGUUUGAAGGAAUUAGAGGAAAAGGUUACCAUGGUGAUAUAGCAAUAGAUGAUGUCUCUAUCUCAAAUGGGGCUUGUAGUGGACAAGGAGACAAAUGUGACUUUGAGAAAGAUACAUGUUUCUAGAAGAACAUUAACCAAGGGGAUGAUUUUGAUUGGUUAAGAUCUCGUGGGAAAACAGGCAGUUCAUUUACUGGACCAAGUACAGAUCACACACAAGGAACCAACUCUGGAUACUACAUGUUUAUUGAAACAAGUGCCCCUAGGGUUAAAGGUGACAAGGCAAGGCUUAUCAGUAAGGUUUAUCCACCGUCAGGACCAAAGUGUUUCAACUUUUACUUCUACAUGUAUGGUGCUGACAUUGGAUCUCUCAAUGUUUACGUUCUGACCAACGCCUCAUCAUCAGCUUUCUCCUCGGAAGCAUUGAAAUGGACAAUGUCUGGAGAGAAUCCAAACAAUUGGGAGCAGGGAUCAUUCAAUCUCACUUCCCAGUAUACAUCAAACCCAUAUGAGAUAAUAUUUGAAGGAAUUAGAGGAAAAGGUUAUAAAGGAGACAUUGCUAUUGAUGAUACAGCAUUAGUUGAUGGUGGAUGUACACAAUUUCCAGAUAACUCUCAACCAAGUCAAUCAUCACUUGGAACAGUCACAUGUAACUUUGACUCAGAUUACUGUCAAUGGAUUCAAAGCACCACUGAUCAGUUUAACUGGUCACGCAUCAAUGGCUCUACCUCCAGCCAAGGUACCGGUCCUCUAGGAGACCAUACUAGUGCUGGUCAAUCAGGGUAUGGGACAGGAUCAUACAUUUAUAUAGAAGCGUCUGGGCGACACACACCUGGUGACAAAGCUGAUUUGAUGACUCAGAUCAUACCUAGCACUUCUCCACAGGGCAGAUGCUUUUCCUUCUGGUAUCAUAUGUAUGGUGGAUCUAUAGGGAAAUUAAACAUCUACAGUAUAUCAGGGGGACAGCAGACAUUACUCUGGACGAAAUCUGGUACUCAAGGAAACAAAUGGCAACAAGCAAGUCUUAACUACGUCAGUAAAACUGAUUUUAAGAUGAUGAUAGAAGGAACAACAACAGGUGGUUACCGUGGUGAUAUAGCUGUAGAUGAUGUAUAUCUAGAGUCAGUACCCUGUUCACAGUCAAUUGUUAUCACAAAGACAAAGACCUGCACAUUUGAGUCUGGACUUUGUGGUUGGACACAGGACACAACAGAUAACUUUGAUUGGACACUAAAUGGCAACAAGACAACAAGUUCAGGAACAGGUCCAACCACUGACCACACCUUCCAAACUGGACAAGGACAUUAUUUGUAUAUUGAGGCAUCAGCUCCAAGGAAGACGGGAGACAGGGCAAGUAUAAUGACACCCAGCUAUCCAGCCACCAAUGGAGAGUGUGUCCAGUUUUACUAUCACAUGUAUGGUACAGAUAUGGGGAAACUCAUCGUUCAUACUAUGUCUAAUGGUCAGAUAACUGGAGACGUCUUAACUAUCUCUGGUAACCAAGGAAACAAGUGGAUUCGUGGAACAGCAACAGUUCAAAGUUCAAUUUCAUAUCAGGUAAUUUAUAUACACCUUUUUUUUUUAAAUUCAUGAAAAUAGAUUGUGUUG